This is a messenger RNA of Caenorhabditis angaria, 522 nucleotides long. NCBI's taxonomy places the organism in Eukaryota, Metazoa, Nematoda, Chromadorea, Rhabditida, Rhabditidae. The record is from the annotation of a GenBank genome assembly.
AUGAGAUUGAUUUUAUUGACAACAAUUUUUUCGAUCUCGUGUUGUAAUGCCCUUUUGUUCGGACUCAUCGGCACAGAACAAGUGAGUUGAUUGGGAGAAGUUUUUCGAAUUUUAAAAAGUUUCAGAGUGCUGCUGUUAGUGGGAAAUUGACUUGUAAUGGGGAGCCUGCUGCGCAUGUACGUGUGAAAUUAUAUGAAAAAGAAGCUAGUGAGUUGAAAUUUUUAAUUUCAAAAAAAAACAUCAUAAACUGUUCUAGCUCUCGAUGUUUUGUUGGAUGAAGGAGUUACUGAUGAAAAUGGCGAGUUCAAACUUCAGGGACACAAAGUUGAAGUCUCCACUAUUGAUCCAAAAUUGAAUAUUUAUCAUAAAUGCAAUUACAACGGAAUCUGCUAUCGAAAAUCGUCACUAACAAUCCCGGAUAAUUUUGUAACCGAAGGUGCAGUGCCACAAAAAACCUUCAAUGUUGGAAUCAUCAAUUUGGCUAACAAAUUCAGUGGUGACUCAACUGAUUGUCUCAAUUAA